AUGUUCUUCCAUCUAUGGAUCCUAAUGCUGGGCUGCCGGCUCAUCUGUGGCACGCCAGCACCAUCAAACGAUAUUCCAGAGGAAACGCCAGCACCACAGAUGACACAGAAUCCAGAGGACUCAACAACUCUCUCCAAUGAACCAGUGCAACCUCCAGAGAAAGUCAAUGUGGCACAGCCUGUGAUCAGCAUCAGUGAGAGAGUCAUGGUCAAGCCUCGUGAGAAGAAGGACCUUGGCACAUUAGGUUAUGUCCUUGGGAUCCUAAUGGUGGUGAUAAUUAUAGCCAUUGGCAGUGGCAUUGUGGUUGGAUACGUAUACAAGAGGGGUAGAGAUCUGAAAAAGCAGCAUGAGCAGCAAUUGGAAGAAAGGCGGCAACAGAGGAUCAACUUACCGCUCUCUGCUUUCUUGAAUCCAACAUGUGACAUUAUAGACGAGAACCCAACAGAGGUAUCCUCCAAUCACACCCCCAAUACAAUACAAGAGGGUGUUGUACCCCUAAUAAGCAGUGCUGGUACCCCAGGAGCAUGA
This is a messenger RNA of Staurois parvus, 528 nucleotides long. NCBI's taxonomy places the organism in Eukaryota, Metazoa, Chordata, Amphibia, Anura, Ranidae. The record is from the annotation of a GenBank genome assembly.